AUGGUGGCGGGCGCGUUCCCGCUGGCCAAGCUGCUGACGCUGGGCGCGCGCCAGCUCAGCCGGCCCCUGGCCGCGCGCAUCAAGGCGGGGGCGCGCGCGUCCCCCUUCUUCCGCACCUACAUCUGCCUGCCCCCCGCCCAGCUUUACCACUGGGUAGAGAUGCGAACCAAGAUGCGCCUCCUGGGCUUCCGGGGGGCGGCCGUGAAGCCCCUGAACGAGGAGGCGGCGGCCGAGCUCGGCGCCGAGCUGCUGGGGGAGGCCCUGGUCUUCGGGGUCGGGGGGCUCUGCCUCUACCUCGAGUACCUGCGGCAGGCGGGGCAGAGCCGGCGCCGCGAGGAGCACCUGGAGCAGACCCUCAGCGACCUCCGGCAGGGCCUCGAGCAGCUCCAGAGGGACCUGGACGAGCUGCGGGCCCAGGGACACGCCCAGGGAGGGGCCGGACACGCCCAGGGAGGAGCCGGACACGCCCAGGGAGGGGCCGGACACGCCCAGGGAACCUCAGGACAUGUCCCCAACCAAGCUGUGAAUGUCGCUGCUGGGGCUGGCCCCGCCCCCGCCGGCUCUGGACACGCCCCCGCCGGCUCUGGACACGCCCCUGUGGCGACAGGCAACGGCCGUGUCGCGACAGGCCACACCCCCACGCAUUAAAGCACUUUCGUGUUCUGUG
Pseudopodoces humilis (Tibetan ground-tit) is the source of this 667-nucleotide messenger RNA. The record is from RefSeq and is a predicted model, not a curated record. NCBI's taxonomy places the organism in Eukaryota, Metazoa, Chordata, Aves, Passeriformes, Paridae.